GACAUAGCACUGUUGCAUCUCUAACAAGCAUUGGACGGCUGCAGUUGGUGCAGGACAUAUAAGGAGCCCUUGGAGGAGGCUGGUAUAGCUGGGAAGUUUGUAUUUAAAUGUUAAUGCUAUGGAGGAGAAACAAGUUGUAGUGUCUGGUGAGCAAGCUCUCUCCCAGGAUGCGAGUCCCUUUCAGAGAAGCAUAGAAGACUUUUUAAGAAGGUGGCUUGAGAACAGGGUUCCUCCACGCCUGAUGCAAACACUGUUGCAGUGCCUUCACAAGAUGGCCCCCUGGGUUCACACCAUGAUUCCGGUGGAGACUCUCGGCAACCAAGACAUCCCCUCUCCGGAGAGACUCUUCCGGUGCACCAAGAAGCAGCUGGGGACGCUGAUCCGCUUCCUCUUGGCCUUCGUUCCCUUUCGGUUCCACUGGGUUUGGGAGUACUUUCUGGUGGACACCAUUGCAGGAAAUCUCAUCCCUGAAGAGCUCAAGAAGAUCCUAAUCCACCCAUCCCGCCAAGGCAGCCGAAGGGAUCAGGGCAAUCUGGCACAGGAAGAGAAGACGUGCUGGGUGGAAGCCAUCCAGGGAGCUCUGCCGGAUGAAGAUGACCCUGAGGAUUCAACCUACGAGCCCACCAAGUCUGAGUGUGAAAGCGAGGAGUACACAUCCCAGAAUGACACAGAGACAGAUCUGGAGAUCAUGGAGGAAGAUGGAGUGAUGAUGUUGAAGGAACAGCUGAAUCAACAGGGCGAGCUGAGAGGCCACGCUGAGUUGCAAGAGCUUGAACAGUGGAAGCUGGAGUCGCCCUCGCUGGGGGAUGGAAGUGAGCAUCCAGGAACCACCGCUGCUCCAAGUGGGCAGGGGCAGGACUUGGACAGCCAAGAAGCCGGGGAAAGCCGUCCUGACUCUGAAUGCCCUGACAUCAGCCUCAGCAGCGACUCUCAGGAUCAAUGGGUGGAGCUGAGUGAAUAGCUGCCACGGGCAACUCUGAUUCGUCAGAGAUGCCGAAUGCCAGUGCCUGCUGGAGAUGUCAUCUGUGCUGCUGACCAGAAGUCCUUUGGAGACUGGAGAACCUGCCUAAUGAAGUCUCUCUUUUGGGAAGUUUGCAAUAAAGGGAUAUUUUUCACACUA
Molecule: messenger RNA, 1120 nt
Organism: Heteronotia binoei (common prickly gecko)
Lineage: Eukaryota; Metazoa; Chordata; Lepidosauria; Squamata; Gekkonidae
Exons: 7
Coding region: 119-961 (280 amino acids)
Source: RefSeq, a predicted model, not a curated record